Messenger RNA from Cucurbita moschata (crookneck pumpkin), 1822 nucleotides. RefSeq names its product 4-coumarate--CoA ligase 3. The record is from RefSeq and is a predicted model, not a curated record. The coding region runs from base 63 to 1751 and encodes 562 amino acids. NCBI's taxonomy places the organism in Eukaryota, Viridiplantae, Streptophyta, Magnoliopsida, Cucurbitales, Cucurbitaceae. The transcript has 7 exons. Gene Ontology annotation, molecular function: 4-coumarate-CoA ligase activity.
CCUCUCUUUAUUUAACAAUCGCUUUACAUGUCAAAAUUCCCCCACCGACAAGACAUCCGACCAUGAUUUCCGUUGCCCAAUUGAGCGACGGCGAAAAGCCCAAACUCUCCUCAUCUCCGCCGCCACGUGUUUUCCGAUCGAAAUUGCCGGAUAUUACAAUCCCCGACCAUCUCCCUCUUCACGAUUAUUGCUUUGAGAAAAUCUCUGAAUUUUCCGACCGCCCAUGUUUGAUCGUCGGCGCCACCGGAAAAUCCUAUUCCUUCUCCGACACCCACUUGUUCUCCAAGAGGGCCGCCGCCACUUUCUCUAAACUUGGCGUUAAAAAAGGGGAUUUUAUUAUGAUUCUUCUCAAGAACUCUGCUGAAUUUGUUUUUUCCUUUAUGGGUUCGUCGAUGAUUGGCAGUGUCGCCACCACUGCUAAUCCGUACUACACGGCGGCGGAGAUUUCCAAGCAAUUGAAGAUGUCGGGUGCUAAAUUGGUGGUUACUUACUCGCAUUGUGUUGACAAGCUCCGGGAAUCUGAUGUGGAUCUCACCAUUGUUACCGUCGAUGAUCCACCGGAGAAUUGUUUGAGCUUCUCGAUGGUUUACGAUGCCGAUGAAAAUGAUGUCCCGUUCGUGGAGAUUGACUGGAAUGACGCUGUUUCGUUGCCGUUCUCCUCUGGCACGACGGGGACUCCGAAGGGUGUGGUUUUGACCCAUAAGAGUAUGGUGUCGAGUAUAGCUCAACAGGUAGAUGGAGAGAAUCCGAACAUAUACUUGGGAACGAACGACGUGGUUUUAUGUGUGCUUCCGAUGUUCCACAUAUUCUCAUUGAGUAGCAUAGUUUUGAUUUCGAUUCGAUCGGGAGCAACAAUAUUAUUGAUAGAGAAGUUCGAGAUUGAGACGUCAAUGAGCCUGAUAGAGAGGCAUGGGGUGACGGUGGCAACCGUGGUGCCGCCGAUGGUGUUGAUGAUGGUGAAGAAUCCAAAGGUGGCGGAUUUCAACCUAAGCUCGAUCAGAAUGGUGAUUUCAGGGGCGGCGCCGCUAGGAAAGCAGAUAGAGGAGGCCCUCAUGGAAAGGAUCCCUCAAGCAGUUAUUGGUCAAGGUUAUGGGAUGACGGAAGCAGGUCCGGUAUUGAGUAUGUGCACGGCUUUUGCGAAAGAGCCUCCGAUGCCAACAAAAAUAGGGUCGUGUGGGAGAGUUGUGAGAAACUCAGAGCUCAAAAUCAUUGACCCAAAGACCGGUGUCUCCCUUACCUAUAAUCAACCCGGAGAGAUCUGUAUUCGCGGCCCACAAAUUAUGAAAGGAUAUUUGAACGACCCAGUGGCCACGUCAUUGACAGUCGACGUGGAGGGGUGGCUUCACACGGGUGACAUUGGAUACAUUGACGAAGAAGAAGAAAUAUUUAUUGUUGACCGGAUCAAGGAGAUUAUCAAAUAUAAGGGUUUCCAGGUAGCACCGGUCGAGUUAGAAUCUCUUCUUCUAACUCAUCCAUCUAUUAUGGAGGUCGCUGUCGUUGCGGAAAAUGAUGAAAUUGCUGGGGAAGUUCCAGUGGCCUUCGUAGUUUGUUCAGCUGGUAAUCAACUUACCCAGGAAGAAGUAAAAGAAUUCAUUGCAAAGCAGGUUGUGUUCUACAAGAGAUUGCACCGAGUUUAUUUUGUACCCACGAUUCCAAAAUUGCCCUCUGGAAAGAUCUUGAAAAAAGAUCUCAAAGCCAAGCUCUCGAACUCACCUAAAGCUACAAAAAUGAAAGAGAUAGGGAGAGAUUAAGUAACAUGGUCGGAUCGUGUUGUAGAAAAUAAAAAGGAAUGUAAGGUAACAUUUUUAUUUUAUAUUUCAAU